Mangifera indica (mango) is the source of this 1220-nucleotide messenger RNA. Its product is annotated as 2-hydroxyisoflavanone dehydratase-like. The record is from RefSeq and is a predicted model, not a curated record. The coding region runs from base 168 to 1079 and encodes 303 amino acids. The transcript has a single exon. Gene Ontology annotation, molecular function: hydrolase activity. Lineage: Eukaryota; Viridiplantae; Streptophyta; Magnoliopsida; Sapindales; Anacardiaceae.
AAGUCAAGAUUUUCGUUCACAUUAAACAAAUUUUUGUAUUCUGUUCAUGUCCUUUAAAUUUUGAAAAUAUGAGCAAAAUGCUAAUCUAUAAAAUUUUUGUGGUUGUAUUUAUAUAGCCGGCAGGGUUUACAACUUCUCUAUAUGACAAGAAUCCUUCUGCUUCUUCAAUGGCAGAAUUAAGAGACUCCCAAAUAGCUUUAAAGUUUCGGUUUUUUCAAGUCUAUCAAAAUGGCCGCAUCCAGUUAUUUCGGUCUCACUGGGACAAGAUUCCACCGUACGAUGACCCCAUUACCGGCGUCCGAUCAAAAGACGUAACCAUCUCAUCAGACCCUCCUGUAUCCGCCCGUAUUUUCAUGCCUAAUCUCAGAAACCCAAACCACAAGUUCCCUCUUUUAUUCUACAUUCAUGGCGGCGGCUUCUCCAUGAUGUCUGCCUUUUCUAAAGAAUACCAUCACUUCUGCAGCAGAGUUUCAGCUCAAGCUAACGUCAUCGUCGUGUCGGUCGAGUACGGACUCUUCCCGGAGAGACGCUUGCCCGCUUGUUAUGAAGACUCAUGGGCUGCGCUUCAGUGGGUGGCAUCUCACGUAAAUGGAAACGGACCCGAGCCUUGGCUAAACAAUCAUGUUACUUUCAAUAAAGUUUUCUUCGGUGGAGAUAGCGCAGGCGGGAAUAUCUCACAUACUUUGGUGUAUCGGGUCGGGGCAAUCGGGUUACCGGGUGUGAGAGUUGAUGGGGUGAUUCUAAUUCAUCCAUUUUUUGGUGGGACGGAAGACGAUGAGAUGUGGCUAUUCAUGAAUCCGAUUCACGGUGGGUUGCAAGAUCCGAAACUGAAUCCGCCGGCAGAAAAUCUGGCUAAGCUUGGGUGUGAGAGAGUGUUGAUAUUCGUGGCUGAGAAAGACUAUCUGAAAGUUGCAGGUAAAAAUUACUAUGAAGAAUUGAAGAAAAGUGGAUGGAGAGGCAGAGUUGAGCUUGUUGAAAAUCAUGGCCAACAUCAUUGCUUCCAUUUGCGCCACUCUGCAUACGAAGAGGCGGUGGAGUUGACCAAUAAAGUUGUUUCAUUUCUAAAAGCAGAUUGGUAGAUUAAUGUACCAGCCAGCUCAAUGUUAAUUUGGUAGUCUCAGCCUCGUGAAGAAUCUUUCUAAAAAACUUUGUCGUAUUAAUAUCGGCAUCUACCCAAUCAUCUGUCAACCAUUCAGAAAUACAGAAUUAUUUUAUUUUAA